Molecule: messenger RNA, 2795 nt
Organism: Laetiporus sulphureus 93-53
Lineage: Eukaryota; Fungi; Basidiomycota; Agaricomycetes; Polyporales; Laetiporaceae
Exons: 5
Coding region: 330-2495 (721 amino acids)
Biological process (GO): protein phosphorylation
Molecular function (GO): protein kinase activity
Source: RefSeq, a predicted model, not a curated record
CAAGCUUACCCUUAGCAGCUGUCCAAGAUGUCAACACAGUGCAUAGCUUAAACAAGGACGUCACGUACCUUUAUCCUUAGCAGCCUUCAAAGCAGCCUCCUCUUGCUUCUUCCUCUCCUUGAAGGCCAGAUCAUCCUCAUCAAGCUCUUUCUUGUCCUUCUUUGGAGCCUGACAGGCUUUGCCUUGCCGCCUUGUCUGGUAGCCAUGAACGUUGGAUCGAAGAUUGAAUUUGACGAAAGGGUUGAGGCGGAUCUCGAUCUUCCCCACGUCAGUCACGUUUCGGUUUUCCCACAUCCAUCCCGCCACAAUGCUGUCUACCCUGCCGCUCCAUGUCGUCGACGUCGCUCGAAGUAACACCCGAAGACGAGGUGUCGACCACAUCUACCAAUUUGCGAGCCACUUCUGCCUCAAUACCAUAUAAACGUUCGAGCGAUGGUGUUUCCGGAUCGUCUAGAAAGCGCUCAAAGACUCACGACUCGUAUCUCAUGGAGGCUGUAAUUGCAGCAGAAGAAGUGAGGAAGAUAUUGCCUAAGGCUGCGAAAGCAAUGGAGGUUAUCAAAAAAGAGCUCUUGUUCCCGAAGUCAGACGGCACAAAGAUUUCUUACCCUCCUGGGCCCAAGAUACGCAUCCGCGUCGAUGUCCCAGCUCACGGGGGACAGCCAUCAACGCGCCUGGUCAUCCCAAUUCCACGCAUAUGGACGGUGGGCCAGCUUAUCAACGAGAUUGCACACCUGAGGCACAUGAUCGAAGAGACGUUCUCCCUUCAUCUCUCUGACGGGUCUCAGCUCUCUCCUGAAUAUCUCAUGGAGGACUUCAUCGACAUUGCGGGAGUCUUGCACGUGAAAAACAAACUUCAAGAGAAAUCGCUGGCAAAGAAUCAAAAUGUCUUGUUGUUAUGGCAGCGAGCAGUGGACCUGGCUCUCGAGCGGAAGAUGGACUGGAACGAGGCACAGCGUCGGUUCCUCGAUGCCCGUCUGAAUACACCGGAUAACAUUGGAGAAGAAAAGGAGAUGCUGUUUAGCAGUUACAACAUUCGGUAUGCUGAAUUCAGCGAUUUAUACAAAAAAGCCUUGGACGCUCUCUCAUCGCCUUCCGAGUUCGCGAAGCCGUCGGUGUGGCCAAAUGAACAACGCAGGAAAUCCCGUCUGCUGUGUCUUCGCCCGGCGGGCGCCAAGGGGCUUCCGUUGUGCACACUGCACGAUAUCUUCCGCCGGUUCGUGCUCGCGAUCAAAGAACCAUUCCCUGAACUGUCUGUUCCCGCUAUCUGUGCUGCCGCAUCGUUGUGCGACCAGAUGGGAGAGCCGUAUCAAAGUGAGAAGGACCGUUUAUCGGCAUUGGAUGAUUGUAUUUCCGAGCUAUUCGAAAAGGAAUAUCAACUGAAACCACGUUCGGAAGCACUUGGUGGGUUGGUGGAUCGUGUGAUGCUGUGGCAGGGAUGUCUACCAAUCUGCUUGCGCGAGGACAAGCUGGAAUCAGGUUCAGGGAAUUGCGAUGUGUAUAUGCAAAUAGCACGCGAUUAUGACCUCGCGAUCAAAAAGUUACGCGACAAGCCGGACGAGUCUGUGUUGAGAUUCCUGCAGCUGGGCGCACCAAUGUUCCUGGUGUGCAUGUUAGGACCUCUGCUUUUCGUACUGGGAGGCUUCUACGAUGGUCAGAGUGUAGUCGUAGAACCACUCAGUGAUCCGCUCUUCAUGUUAAAGGACACUACAAACUCACGACAGCGGAACCUUGCCAAUUUGCUUGACGCACUAUGCAAAAGCAUGUCCCAACUCAGAAAUUUGCUGAGGCAAAUGGUGUCACCUACCAUAUACCCUGCCUCAACUCCUCGGAUCUAUGGAUCGUGCGUGUUGUAUGCCACGUUAGAAGGCGUCACCGAGGGCAGCCUCACGUUCCAACGUCAGCUUUCCUUUGAACAUCACAAACACUCGUUCUUUGCUGCCACGUUGUCUUUACCGGAGCGUUCCAAGAUUCAGGUUCUCGUGAAAUUGGUGAACGAACCCUAUGGAGAAGAUGUCCACCGUCUGUUGGCGUCCCACGAUCUUGCACCUACCCUUUACGGCUGUGCACGUCGUGAAGGAGCGCCCACCGCGUAUGUUAUGGAGCAUCUUUCUCCUUCCUGGGUGACGCUGUUCAAAUUUUCCCACCACGAAAUCGCUGGCUCGCUUGGAGAAGCCGUCCGGCGCUCCUUGGACCAUUUACUCAAGCUUUUGGAGGACAACAGCGUUGUGCAUGGUGACCUAAGGUCAAACAAUAUCAUGUUACAAGUCGACGACCAAGGCAAGCCAGUUGUACUGUUGAAUGGUUCGGCGAAGAUCAACGUGAUCGAUUAUGAUUGGUCUGGGACCGCUGGGCGGGCGCGCUAUCCCGCGCUGCGCAACCCGACGAUCAAAGACAUCACCUGGCCUGGUGAGCCUGGUGGUAUUAUUGAGUCUGAGCAUGAUCGCAAGCUGGUUGACUCGUGGUGGCAUCGUUGGCUGAGACAUGGCUCGAAUUGAUCCUGGAACCCCCUCCCUCCCCCAAUGCAGUCGUCGGUGACUGCGUUCCUGUGCAGAACAUUUACAGCGUAGCAUUUCCUUUUAUCGAUCCUCGUAUGCGACUCUGCCAUCCGAUAUGUCAACAGAGUGAAGUGAUUAAGGGAUCGCUUCUUAUCUACCUCUGAUUCUGGCCUCUCUCUCGCGCUACGCAGAUGGCAGAAUAAGAAGCUGUGAAGCUUGACUGCAUUUUUGGUCAAAGCGCCGUUGUAAUCACGAAACCAAGAGAAGAGGAAGGCACUCGCAAGAAGCUCCGUUCUCAGC